AUGCCUCGGGUAAAGGCAAUUACAACAGGAUCUGUCCCAUCUUUCGUUGAUGUGAUCCUUAACUUUGCAGAAUCAGAUACCACCUCGACUCUCGCUCACCAGGAUACCUGGCUAGCCCAGCUGAGAGUUAAGCCCGGCGGUCGACUGGUCAUGUACGGAGACGAUACGUGGCUGAAGCUGUUUCCUGGCAUGUUCUACAGACAUGAUGGGACUACAAGCUUCUUUGUCUCUGUAAGAACAUCCAAUCUUCCCUUCUUGUUGGAUCAAUCAUCUGACCCUGAGCAAAGGAUUUUACUGAAGUCGACAACAAUGUCACCCGGCAUAUACCUGAGGAAAUGGAAGGAGAUGGAUUCCAUAGUCAAACAAAUAUACAGUUCCAUGGAAAAGGAGGCCCAUUUGUCUUCCGCACUUCUUAUUCUAUGCGGUGACCACGGUAUGAACGACGGUGGUAAUCAUGGCGGUGCAUCGGCAGGAGAGACCUCCCCGGCUCUUACCUUCAUAUCCCCUAAAUUUCAAGACAUGGGACUUGUAAAGGCGCCCCUCAAGCCUUCGCCCGGGGAAUUCGAUUUCUACGACAUAAUAGACCAAUCAGAUAUAGCUCCUACUCUGGGUGGUCUGCUCGGCUUUCCAGUUCCCCUGAACAACCUUGGAGUUUUUAUCCCCCAGUUUCUCCCGCUAUGGAAAAAAGGCGAGGAACGGCUACAACUUCUCCAAGAAAAUGCUCAACAGAUCAUAAAAAUCGUCAAGCAAACAUAUCCAGGCUACAAGUUCGACUCUACUACUGCCCAGUUGACCCAUUGUGACGGCAGUCCAAACUCCGAGAUAGCAGAGCUCGAAUGCAAAUGGCAGAGGGCACAGCGAAUGAUUUCUCAGCCUGCUGAAGAUACCACUCUCUCCCUGGACAUAGAACAACCCCUUAUAGACUUCCUACGUACUGCACAAACCAUGAUGUCUAGCACGGCAAGCAAUUACAACCUGUCAAGACUAUAUCAGGGCAUAGCAUUCUCGGGGAUCGCCUUUUUGCUCUCUCUCUAUUCAUGCAUGCAAAAGGGCCGUAAUGGGACUGCAGCUAUGGGAUACAUGUUCCUAGUCCUUCUCGGAUACGGAGCCCUAAUGUUUGCAAGUAGCUACGUUGAGGAAGAGCAGCAUUUUUGGUACUGGAUGGCUUCCGGCUGGAUAUUCUACAUCUACUGGAAAUCCUCCAACAACCACAAAGUCAAGUCGGGCUAUGUUGGCGCAUUUGUGCUUGCCACAUUGACACGAAUUAUGAGACGUUGGAACCAGACUGGUCAAAAGUUCGCGGGAGAACCAGAUAUUGCCAACACCUUCUUCAGGGACCAUCCCAACGUGAUGUGGCUACUGAUUCUCUUCACAUAUACUGACCUCUAUCAAAGGCUACUGCCAAACACGUCCAUAGCAGAUCCGACAAAUAAGCUAUUGUCGCUACUAUAUCUCCCUCUGACUAGUUUCUCGUUCAUAUUCAAGGUGGUAUUCACAGAUGCUGAUGCACCAGAGCUUAUACGGAAUAUCCCUUUCCUCCCAUUCUUGAUCAGAGGUGUGCGAGGACUGUCCCUUGUUUUCCAGGCCCGGGUUGUUCUUAUAGGAGUCUUGGUAUGCUCCCUGUACGCGAUAUACUUGAGAGCUACCAGAAACAGCAAUCGAACUGGUGCAAGAAGAGACAUUCGAGGAACCUUCCAUACUUUGCUCAGUUUAUUCCUCAUCACUCAAUCUCGAGCAACCAAUAUACCUCUGUUCGCUCUCUUCCGUAUCCAGCAACAGGUUCUCAGCUCCAUGUCACUGUCUACCACAGAAAUCACUGUCACGUCCCUCCUGUUUCAGUACGCAAGCUUUUUCGCUCUCGGUGGCUCUAAUGCUAUUUCCUCGGUCGACUUGUCUAAUGCCUACAACGGUGUGAGUGGGUAUAAUGUUGGCGUAGUAGGCAUACUGACCUUUAUCAGUAACUGGGCUGGUCCUAUCUGGUGGGUAUCUGCUACUCACCACUUGUUGAGCAUUACUCGCUCUGCACGCCAGAACCAGCCAAACAAGCAUAUCCAGCUCUUGACCUUGUUCGUUGCUACGAGCCUGUUAGCUGUGAUGAUAGCUUGUACUGCCCUUCGAACGCAUCUGUUUAUAUGGACUGUGUUUUCCCCCAAGUUUCUUUACAGCAUGGCAUGGACGCUGGCCCAACAUAUCAUCAUUAAUAUUCUAUUCGGAGAGCAUUUGCUGCGAUGGUUAUACAAUUAG
Molecule: messenger RNA, 2244 nt
Organism: Trichophyton benhamiae CBS 112371
Lineage: Eukaryota; Fungi; Ascomycota; Eurotiomycetes; Onygenales; Arthrodermataceae
Product: transferase (Gpi7), putative
Exons: 5
Coding region: 1-2244 (747 amino acids)
Biological process (GO): GPI anchor biosynthetic process
Cellular component (GO): endoplasmic reticulum membrane
Source: RefSeq, a predicted model, not a curated record